AUGGUGGAAAAGGUAACGAGAGGAAUCCUUCAAGGAGACUCGUUAUCACCGCUACUAUUCGUACUAUGCAUGGAUCCCCUGAGUAAAAUCCUACAUUCAGUUUACCCAACGGUAAAAGGAAAGAUUGGAGAAAAACAGGAACAUGGCUUGAACCACCUACUAUUCAUGGAUGAUAUUAAACUAUUCGCUGAAACUGACGAAAUCCUAAAGAAAAUGACGGACGAAGUCAAAAUGUUCUGCGAAGCCUCAGGAUUGGAAAUAAACAGAGAAAAGUCGGCUACAAACUCGCCUCUCUGUGAAGACACUGCAGUAUUACUGGAAGGAUCUGCAAUGUACAAAUACCUGGGUAUAAUGGAAGACAGAUCAAGCAUCCCAUCGUUGGAGUCAUGGGAAAAAAUCCGAGCCGAAAUUUUGGCAAGGGUUGAAAAAUUAGCAAAAACCAAGCUGAACGGGAGAAACAUGUUCAAGGCAAUAAAUAUGUUUGCUUUGUCCCUCCUGAACUACUACACUGGAUUGCUAAGACUUUUACCGGAUGAUUUUGAGGCAUUAGACUUGGACAUCCGCAAAAUAUUGGUCAAACAUAGGAUACAUUACCUAAACGCAUCCCCUGAAAGACUCUACCUUAAAAGAGACCAAUGUGGACGGGGACUAGCAUCAGCAACCUUUAGAUCUGAAAAGAUGUUGCUAACUUUUUGGGACACCUUGAGAAAAGGCAGUGAGACAUCCACACGUCGAGCAUUGAUUAUGCAAAUCGAAAAUGAAGACCUCACCCAUAUGUCACGCAUAGAGGGAUUUGUUAGACGCAAAUACGAAAACGUCAACAAUGGAGGACUACGUAUCGGAGAUGACAAUAUCAAUGAGAUGCAAAGGAGAAGUCUGUUCCACUCACUCUCACAAAAGAGAUGUCACCCUAUAUUCUUUAAACAACUGAAUGGAGACAACCUAAUUGAUAGGAAGGAAUCUGCACUUUGGCUAACACAUGGAAACAUCUCAGCUCGAGACGAAGCAGCCUACUGCGCUCUCCAAGACAGAAACAUCUUCAUGGGAAACUAUGACAAAUGCAAACACUGCAAAGGAGCAACAGCUACUGUAGACCACCUGGCCACAUGCUGUGAACGUAAACUAGCCUUUGAUUACACCAGACGACACAACGAAGUUCUGAAAUGUGUAUCUCUCCACCUGUGCCGCAUGUUCAAUCUAAUAAAAAGAAAGAAAAUAAAAGGAUAUGUGAUGCAGGAGACAGUUACUGACGGCACAAAUGAACUUAGGAUCGAUACUGCUGUUAAGACGGACGCCAGGAUAACGAACAAUAGACCUGAUAUCCAACUCUACGACAGGAGAAAUAAAAGGAUAUUUAUAGUCGAAGUCGGAAUCACGUGUCCAACUAAGGUUUCAGAUACGGAAUAUUAUAAACAAAGGAAAUACGAUGUCCUUGCAAAAGAACUAAGCUGCAUCCAUAAUAUGCCAGCAUGCACCGUUCCAAUAGUAUACUCUUGGGAUGGACUGGUCACAAAAUACCACGCAAAGCACCUAGAGAAAAUCGCGGUGCCCAUAAAAAUCAGAGCCUACAUGCAGACUAGAGUACUACGUACCACCUUAGAUUCGGUAACUCAUGAUCGAAGAAGAGGAGUUGAAGAAAGAGAACCAGAAGAAAAGCUGGAAGACAUCUUCGAAAGGUUCCUCGGAAACCUCGACAAAGAGGAAAAACCUCUUGAAGAGGAAGAAGUGGAAAACGAACUCGAAUUCUCUCGCGACCGAGUAAUAAGGAUCAGGAAGAAAAUAAAACGUAGAAGAACCGCUGCUUCUAGAAGGUCUGAAGGCCCCCAAAACCUACGGAAAAUCCGUAGGAUCUACAAGGGUAGAAACUAA
Molecule: messenger RNA, 1869 nt
Organism: Theileria equi strain WA
Lineage: Eukaryota; Apicomplexa; Aconoidasida; Piroplasmida; Theileriidae
Product: reverse transcriptase domain containing protein
Exons: 1
Coding region: 1-1869 (622 amino acids)
Source: RefSeq, a predicted model, not a curated record